Molecule: messenger RNA, 2579 nt
Organism: Lytechinus variegatus (green sea urchin)
Lineage: Eukaryota; Metazoa; Echinodermata; Echinoidea; Temnopleuroida; Toxopneustidae
Product: beta-1,3-galactosyltransferase 5-like
Exons: 1
Coding region: 179-1297 (372 amino acids)
Cellular component (GO): membrane
Molecular function (GO): hexosyltransferase activity
Source: RefSeq, a predicted model, not a curated record
AUUCAUUUGUAUUUAACCAAAAAUCAGUUCAUGAAAUCAUUGUUCGUUAACGCAUAUUCCGGCAUCUCUUUACUUCGUUUCCUCUCUAUGCAUAUUGGUCUCGAGUUGGUAUGAGCAGACCCAGCAGAUCGACUUCGAGGAAAUCUUCUCUUCAGGCCUCCCAAUCUAGUAAAUCAAUAUGCUGUCCAAAAAGAUAGCAAUAAUUUACAUCGUUCUUGCUAACACGGUGUUGGCAUUUUUCUAUUUAUUCGGGCCAACAAUUUUGCAACUGCAUAGUCCGCUCGAAUCUCGUUCUAAAACGAAAGAUGAUACGACUACUGCAUUAUACCGCCAUGUUACUACUACACAGGGCAUACCAGAUAAUGUUGUUGACAAAGUGAAAGGAAACCCUGCCUCGAUCCAAAAACCUUCCUCUAGAAAGGCACUUGGUUGGAGAAAUAAAUUUCAUUGGGAGUCCAAAAUAGACCAGCAUGACUAUCGCGUCCUCAUUAACCCUCGGAAUAAAUGCAAGCAGUCGGAAAAUAUAACUUUGCUUAUCCUCGUCAAGACAAGAGUGAGUAGCAUAAGAGAGAGGAAUAUAAUCAGAGAAACGUAUGGUCAGGGGAUAGUGAAGUAUAAUGUGUCUGCAACGAUUCUAUUUCUACUUGGAAGAGAAAGUACACAUACUUCAAGUGCCCAGGUUGAUCUCCAGAAGGAGGCUGAUCUACACGGAGAUAUUCUUCAAGAGGACUUCAUAGAUACCUACUACAAUCUAACUAUCAAACUUAUUAUGGGUUUCAAAUGGGCAUCGACGUCCUGCAGUAAUGCUUACUUUGUAAUGUCAACAGAUGAUGAUUGUAUCGUCGACGUCGUUAACCUUGUCAAUGACCUCGAAUCAACCACAUCUCCGACGUUUCUUUCGAAGUUUGCCCUGGCCGAGCGAGCCAUCAACUGGGUUCCGCACCGCGAUCCCGGUGAUAAGUGGUACACUCCACGGGAAUUUUAUUCGGCUGAUCGCUGGUUACCCUUUCCUCGAGGAUACGGUUAUGUUGUUUCCAGAGAGGUGGCUCACCUUCUUUACCAAGCUUCUCAGAAGAUUGCUCCUCCUGCACCCUGGGAUGAUGUCUACUGUGGUAUACUCUUACAUUCAUUGGGGAUAGAGAUGCAAGAUAUCAAAGUUUGGUUUAAGACCAAGCGUGCACAUGCACCAUCAAGAGCACCAUUGAAGGUUCAGGACCACUAUGUGAUUGGGGGAAAUGGAAAUGCAAUGAACAUGAUGAACGCAUGGAAGGCAGUUGAAAAUAGGUACCAGAAAUGAAAACGAAGAUAAUAAUGAUGAUGAUUUCCCGGGAGUUUCCUGAUUCAAGAAAUAUGUGCUACAUAUACUAUCAAACUUUAUUGUACCCAGUUGCUGAGUUAACUCUUUUAGCCGAAAUAUUUGAAAAGUCAUUUUCGCAAAAUAGUAAUGUUGACCGGAGUAUCAAGCUCAUCGACGCGCUUAACACCUUGAUGUCAUCAUCAGCAGCAGUCGCACCUGCAGUAAACCGACCAACACCACCAGCAUGACCACCGUAUUGAUCAAGUGCUUUCUUGAAUAACCUGCCUUUUUACCAAGGCUCUGGAACAAAGCUAAUCUUGUUCACUUCCUGGUUGAUUUUAUAUUCCAUCUUGCCUUUCUCUCCCGCAAAACUGGAUAUUAACUGGAAAAGCCAUAUAGAAUUUAGAUUUUUAUCGAGUUUUUACAGUCAUUUCAAUAAGAAGUGUUACAAAAAAUGGAAUAUAUGAUUAUCAUACAGUAGGAAUAACAAAAGUGAAGGUAGGGGCCUACUGGGUUUUCCCUUAAAAUAAAUAGGCCUACAUUUAAAAGUACACAAGCACAUAUACAGUUAAACACUAAAAGCAAAUUUUGUAUAACUAUUUUAUUCUUAUCAUAAUCGCCAUCUUCGUUUUCAGUAUUAUCGGUAUUUCUGUAUCAUAAUCUGUCAUUAUUGAUGGUAUAGGCCUAUUUGUAAUGGAAAUUACGAUUUACAUUGCCUCACUAAAAACGUUAAAAUUAAACGCAGAAUGACGAUUUUAACCGCUUAAGAGCUAUGAUUUCAAAAGUAUUUUCAUUUGGUAGAUAAAGUACUUUAUCAUAUAGUAUUUAGAUUUAUCAUUGUGUACAGAUUUUGUUGAAUCCAGUAUGCGAACGCAUAAUUCGAACAGUCACAAUUGGACCUUUUGUACCAAAGAAUUCAACAUUCCUGUUAUUAGAAUGAGUAAGGAAAUGUAUUCAUUCAUGAACAAAGUUGAGUCAGUUUAAACUUUGCUUAACAGUACGUAAUCCAAAUGAAAUGUAUUUUGAAUUUAUGCGAAAAUGUGAUCAGACCACGCUUGACUUAACUGUUUGCUGAAUACAAUUGGCACGGAUUUUAUGUUCUCCAGUUUUGUGUGUAAGAAUGGCUUGGUUUUCGGAAGCUGCUGUAGCUGAGUAAUUUUUUUUGUCACGUUCAUGGUCGCUUGAUAAUGCCCAUUGUAUGAUGUGUUUUUGAAAGUCAUAAUACCUUGGUCACAUUUGUUCUACAGCGGCCGUACGGCGAGUCGAAAACAGCCGUUUUAAC